GUUCAGAAGGCGGGCACUGCAGUCUGCAGGGAUUGGAAGGGGAAAGAGCGCGGUGGUGGAGAAUGGGAAAGUGAGAAGCUGUCUCGAAAUUCGAGAUCUCCCUCCUUCUCUCUCUAUUUACUCCAUUUCAGAUGCCCCGUACUAUUUCCAGCUGCCGGAAACCCUAAUUGCAAACAAACCACCGAUUGCUUCCGCAUGGCGAUGGGGUCGGUAGCUACCGUCGGCAACACUUACGAGGAGGCUAGAAAGCAACGCGUCGAGGAGAACAGAAAGCGGUUUAAGGAUUUGGGAAUUUCCGAUCUCUCCAAAUCGCUCUCUAAAACCUCCAAUUCUCCCAAUCCAAAGCGUCAUCCAAAACCGAGGUCGAAGUCCGACAAUGUCUCAGAGGGGAUUCAACCAAGGCGUUCUUCUCGUUCUCGAACUCAAGUCACGUCCUAUGUCGAUGAUUUCCAGGCGGAUUUGGAUCUUUACCCUAAGCGCCGUCGCGGCGGACGCGGCUCUCGGUUAAACCCAUCUUGGACAGACUAUUUGGCAAGACCUCUUGAAGAAGUCGUAAUUGCUUCCUAUGAAGAGCGCGAGCGUGCUCGUAAGGCUGCUGAACAGUUUGAGAAAACUCUGCCCUCUUGCCAUCCCACGUUUGUCAAAUCCAUGGUUCGCUCUCAUGUUUAUAGCUGCUUUUGGCUGGGUCUCCCUUCUCGGUUUUGCAAAAAAAUCCUGCCUAAAUGGGACUCAACCCUGAUACUGGAGCACGAGAGUGGUUCAACACAAGAGACCACGUACCUAGCUAAAAGGACUGGUCUUAGCGGUGGCUGGAGGGCAUUUGCAAUAGAAUAUAAGCUAAAUGAUGGUGAUGCUCUAGUUUUUCAAUUGGUUGAGCCAGAAAGGUUUAAGGUGUGUAUCGCCUUUUCCUUUCAGUUUGUCGCUCGAAUUUCUAGGAUAGGUUUACAUUUUCAGAACAUCAUCAGUUUCCGCUGGUGAAAACCCCAAUGCAGAUGCUAAGAAAAAUACAAGAGCAACUGAAACGGAGGUCGUUCCACCCUCACAGAAGAGACAGAAGGUCAAGGAAGACAAGAAGAAUGAGGAGAAUGAUGAUCCAGCUGAUGGGGAAGAAAGCCAACCAAAAGCUAGAAGAGGCACCGGUAGAAGAACAGUGGUGAAGAAUCAAAUGAAAGCGAAUGGCUUCGCUGUUAAACCACACAACGAUCAACAAGAUGCUCAAGAACACGUAAAGAAGAACGACGAGAAAGAGAAGGGAGCAGAUGGUGAAGAACACCAAACAGAAGCCAGAGGAAGAAACAGUGGAAGACGUUCCAAGUUGGCUGAUGAAUCGAAAGAGAUGGUUUUGGCUAUAUUGGCACCAAUUGAGAAACAAGGUUUGGCAGGCAAGGAUGAGAAGGAGACCUUGGAGGCAGCAGUUGGUGACAAGCCCGGGAAACGGGUUAUCAAGCCAAGGAAAAAACCAGCUCCCAGGUUGUUUCGAAGGAAAGUAUUUAGGGAUUAGGGAAAAGCCAGUUUCCAGUUUCUGCAUUUGACUUUUAGUGUGAGCGAUUAAGAAAAUCGUUCGUUUUGGGGUGAUGUAAAUGGUACUGCCCUUAUUGUAUGGAUCUAGAUUAACGUUAUGAUUUUGGUCAACUUGGAUAGGUUAUUGUGAGCAUUUCGUGAUGUUUGAAUCUUUUCUCAUACAAGAGAGAACCGUUAUUCUCAUAGGCACAUUAUUUGGA
Molecule: messenger RNA, 1721 nt
Organism: Linum tenue
Lineage: Eukaryota; Viridiplantae; Streptophyta; Magnoliopsida; Malpighiales; Linaceae
Source: the annotation of a GenBank genome assembly